CAAUGUCAGAGAAUGAUUCAAAUUCAGUUCUUGAAGUAUCUGCUCCAAUUAAAGGUAGACUUAAAAGGCCUACAAGUUCAGAUGAAGAAAUAGAAGAAUAAAAAAAGGAUAUAUUUUCGGUUGAUUAACCUGAUUCUAUUGAAAUUAGUGAUUAAAGUGACAUUCAACAGAUAGAAAAACAAAAGAAAUAAAAAAAAUUAAAUUAAAAUCCUUAGAAACCUCGUAAACCUAGAUAAAAAAAAAAGAAUGAAAAUGCCGCCAAUUAAAAUGAGGAAAAUUAAGAAAUAUAAAAAAAAGAAAAAUAAUAAAAAUAAUCAAAGCCAAAAAAGAAAGGAGUUGAAACUAAUGAAAAAACUCUAGAAAAUUUACUAAAUAAAAAAUUUAUUUAAGCAGAAGAAGAGGAUGAACCACCAAGAAGAGAAAUGGAAAUAGAAUAUGAAAAUAAUAGAAAUGAUAGAGAUACUUUUGGAAUUGAUAAUAAACCAAACAAAAGAAAAGCAUAAAAUGCUAAAAAUAUCAAUUAACUAAUUAAAAAUAGACAUAAAUUCUUUACUGAAUUUGAGGAUACUCCUUUAGAAUUUUAAAAUGAACAUUAAAAUUAUUAAGAAAUAGAUGAUGAUGAUUAAUUUGAAUUAAAAUUUGAAAAAUAAUAAAUAGAAGAAAGUGCAAUAAAAUAAAAAGCAAAACGAGACAUGUUAAACAAAGUAUAAUAAUAUAAAUAGAAUGUUUUGGUUUUUGGUGAUUAAUAAAAAUCAUAAAGAUCUCUAUUCUCUAGCAAUAUGUUACCAUCUUAAGAUUUAGAAUUAAAUGCAAAUAGUUAACCAAAAUUUCCAUCAUUGAUGAAAACAACUUCAUUUAUUUAAGAUGAGUAAAUAUAGAAAUAAGAAGGAGAAUCUAAAAAUAUAUUAUUAAGAAAGACAUAUUCAAUGGGAUUGAAGAAAGGGUUAUCAUAAGAAGAUAUUGAAGAUCCAGAGUUAUAAUUAUUCAUACCAAAAAUAAAUGGAGCUAAAGAUAAAAUAUUUGAAAAUACUCUUUUUCUAAAUAAAAUAAAAUAGAAAGGUUUUGAUAGAGUUGUUUAAACAUCAACUAGUUUAAAUAAUAGUAAUAAAGCUUAUUCAAGAAGUGAAUUUUAAUAAUUAUUACAAUAAAAAUAAGUUGAACAUAAAGCAAAUAAAAUUAAUUUAUCAUUAAAUGAGUUAAUGAAUAGAUUUUAAAGUACUACUUUUGAAUAAAUUGAAUAAUAAAGGUAAAAAAAUUAAAUAGCAGAUGAUGGUGGUUAAGAUGGGGAUGAUUCAUCUCCUGAUGAGGAUUUUAUUCCAAAAUAAGGUGAAUUAAAUUAAGAGAGUGAAGAUAUUGAUGAUGGAAGUAGUGAAAGCAAUGAUAAUAAUAAAUUUAUAGAUAAUAAAGUCAAAGUAUCUAAAUUAACAGAAAAAGAAAUUGAAGAGUAAGAAAAGAAUGAAAUUGAAAAAGAUAAAGAUUUUGCUGUUAUAAUAGAAGAGAAAUCUGAUAUAAUGAGUUAGAUUGAUGAUGAAGAAAAAAAAUAAUUAUAAUAAAUUAAAACAGGUUUAUAAAAAGAUUCUGAUUCUGAUCAAAAUGAAGAUGAUGAAGAUGAUUAAAAUAAGGAAUAUGAUGAUGAGGAAGAAAAAAAGAAGGAAGAUCAUAAAAUAUAUGAUAAUAAUGAACAAAAAAAACUUGCCAAAAUAAUUUCUAGUGAUGAUGAUGAUGAUGAUGAUCAAUAAGUUUAAGAAAUCAAUGAAGAAGAUUUAAAUAUGUUUAGACGUUUAAAAAAAGUAUCUACAAUGUUUAAAGAAAGAAAGAAAAAAGAAAAAGAAUUAGAAGAGAAAAAAAAAUAAAGAUUAGAGAGAUAAAAAGAAAGAGAAAAAAUGAGAAAAUUUAUUGAAUCUAAUUUGGUUGAAGAUUAAGCAGAAUAAGGAUCUGAUAAUGAAUCUCAUGAUGAUGUUGUCAAAGAAAUAAAAGAUGAUGAUGAUGAUGAAGAAGAAAAUGAUGUUAUAGAAAAAGAAUUGUUAGAAAUGAUUGAUGAUAAAAUAGAAGAUUUAGAUGAAGAAAAUGAAAUAAGAGCAUUUCAUAUCUUUAUGGAUAGAGUACAUGCAUAAGAAAAAGAAGACAUUAAGAAAAUUCUUAAAGGAGAAUUCAAAAGAAGGAAUGGUAAAAUUUCUAAUAUAGAUUUAAUUAAUAUGGAGUAAACUGAAGAAGAAAAAUAAGCUAGAUUAAUGCAUAAAUUCGAAGAAAGUGAAGAAGAAAAUUAUGAUUCUGAUUUUGAAAACUAUUUGAAAAUGAGUAAAGAUUAAAAAAAAGAAUUUUUAAAAGAAAAAAGAUUAUAAAAGAUUUUAUAGGCCUAAAAAGAAAUGAAUUAAUAAACUAAAAAAAAUAGAUUGCAAGAAUAAUAAUUCUUUUAGCCAGAUCUUUUGAAAAUUGUUGAAUAAGCUAAAAAAAAGUAAUAAGAUGCUUUGUAAAAAAAGUUUAAUUAGAAACCUCCAACUUUUGGGUAGACGAUUCUAUAUUAGAAAAAUAUUAAUGAAAACUCUAAUGCGCAAAAUUCUAAUUCAAUUUCAUAAUUACCUCCCCAUAAAAAAGAUAAUAAAUAGCAAUCAAAUAAAACAAGCUUAGCUAUAAAUAGACUUUUUUCUGCCAACUUAAAUGCAAAAGGAUAAACAUUAUAAAAAUCACCCAAUAAAGCAGUGUUGUUGGGGAAAAAAAAAUGA
Messenger RNA from Paramecium sonneborni, 2723 nucleotides. NCBI's taxonomy places the organism in Eukaryota, Ciliophora, Oligohymenophorea, Peniculida, Parameciidae. The record is from the annotation of a GenBank genome assembly.